AGUUUUAUUUCUUCGUUUUCUCCGGGACUCCGUCUCCUCUCUCUCGAAAGUCGAAACCCUUACUUCCCUCUCCGGUCCGAACCAAACAAACACCGGAAACCAUCCUAACUAACUUCCUAAAGAAAACCCUAACGAUUCCAACGGUAAACUCUGAAUGAUUCACCGCAACUCCUGGAUGGAGCGAGAAUCUUUCAUUUGAACCGGGUAGAAGAUCUGAGUUCAGAAGUCAUUGGUAUUUUACGCGCGCUAAUGGGUGCUGCGGGCUCCAAGCUCGAGAAGGCUCUCGGCGACCAGUUCCCCGAAGGUGAGCGCUACUUCGGCCUCGAGAAUUUCGGCAACACUUGCUAUUGUAACAGCGUCUUGCAGGCACUUUAUUUUUGCGUCCCAUUUCGCGAGCAACUGCUAGAGUAUUAUGCAAAUAACAAAAACUUUGGGGAUGCAGAAGAAAAUCUGUUAACAUGCUUAGCAGACCUAUUUACGCAGAUAACUUCGCAGAAGAAGAAAACAGGUGUCAUUGCUCCAAAGCGUUUUGUUCAGAGACUGAAGAAACAAAAUGAGCUUUUCCGUAGCUACAUGCACCAGGAUGCCCAUGAAUUUCUGAAUUUUUUGCUGAAUGAGCUGGUCGACAUAUUGGAGAAAGAGGCCCAAACUGCAAAAAGUGAUCUGGAAACAUCGUCACCUUCUGAUAAAGCUGCAAAUGGGCCAAAAAGUGUUCAGGCUAAUGGUCCUCAAAAAGAUCCUUUAGUUACCUGGGUGCACAAAAAUUUUCAGGGAAUACUCACCAAUGAAACAAGGUGUCUGAGAUGUGAGACAGUGACAGCAAGGGAUGAAACAUUCUUUGACUUGAGCCUUGAUAUUGAACAGAAUAGUUCAAUUACAAGCUGUUUGAAAAACUUCAGCUCAACAGAGACAUUGAAUGCAGAGGACAAAUUUUUUUGUGACAAAUGCUGUAGUUUGCAAGAAGCACAGAAGAGGAUGAAGAUAAAGAAGCCACCUCACAUAUUAGUCAUCCAUCUGAAGCGUUUUAAAUACAUUGAGCAGCUGGGUCGCUACAAGAAGCUGUCUUACCGGGUUGUCUUCCCACUCGAGCUGAAGCUGAGCAACACAAUGGAAGAUGCAGAUUCUGAGUAUUCCCUCUUUGCAGUAGUUGUCCAUGUUGGAAGUGGGCCCAACCAUGGGCACUAUGUCAGCCUUGUGAAAAGCCAUAACCAUUGGUUAUUUUUUGAUGAUGAAAAUGUGGAGAUGAUUGAUGAGUCUGUUGUGCAGACAUUCUUCGGGUCAGCACAGGAAUAUUCAAGUAACACGGAUCAUGGGUACAUUUUAUUCUAUGAGAGUCUGGGAAAUGGUAACAAGAGUUAAGUAGAGGGGCGUUGAAUUUACCAAAGGUUAGAUAUUUUAAUUAUUUGGACUCAUUUUUCUACUGUUUUGUUCUGUUUUUUUUUUUUCCUGUUCCCCGCUUUUUCAUCCUAUGGGAAGGAGAUGUCCAAUAUCAAUGAGAUGUUAUGAGUUAUGAAAAAAAUAUAUACUUAGGUGGUUGCCGUGUACAGUGGAUGGUGGAAGCACACUGUCCUUUUGGUUUUCACAAUAAGAAGAAAAGAGCAGUGUAUAUGAUUGUGAGAGAACUUGACAGAGAAAAGUUUGUAUUCUUCAUGAUUGAGAUCGCGUUUAAUCAUCAUCACAGAAAUGCCAUGCGAUUGGAACUGCUCGCAACUGUUAUAUAA
Messenger RNA from Juglans regia (Persian walnut), 1721 nucleotides. RefSeq names its product ubiquitin carboxyl-terminal hydrolase 4-like. Lineage: Eukaryota; Viridiplantae; Streptophyta; Magnoliopsida; Fagales; Juglandaceae. The record is from RefSeq and is a predicted model, not a curated record. Gene Ontology annotation, biological process: protein deubiquitination. Gene Ontology annotation, molecular function: cysteine-type endopeptidase activity; cysteine-type deubiquitinase activity. Gene Ontology annotation, cellular component: nucleus; cytosol. The transcript has 6 exons. The coding region runs from base 250 to 1359 and encodes 369 amino acids.